Molecule: messenger RNA, 1127 nt
Organism: Talaromyces stipitatus ATCC 10500
Lineage: Eukaryota; Fungi; Ascomycota; Eurotiomycetes; Eurotiales; Trichocomaceae
Product: Ser/Thr protein phosphatase
Exons: 3
Coding region: 1-963 (320 amino acids)
Biological process (GO): peptidyl-serine dephosphorylation
Cellular component (GO): FAR/SIP/STRIPAK complex
Molecular function (GO): protein serine/threonine phosphatase activity
Source: RefSeq, a predicted model, not a curated record
AUGCCUGGUCUCCCAUCCAGCAUCGACUUGGACGAAUGUAUAGAGCGCUUGUAUAAAAAACAACUCCUCGCAGACUCCGUUAUUGAGGCAAUAUGCGCCAAGGCAAAGGAGCUCCUGAUGAAGGAGAGCAACGUCGUGCAUAUUGCAGCUCCGGUUACCGUUGUGGGAGAUAUACAUGGUCAAUUCUUCGAUAUGAUUGAGAUCUUCAAAAUAGGAGGGUUUUGUCCGAAUACGAAUUAUCUCUUUUUAGGCGAUUAUGUUGACCGCGGUCUGUUCAGUGUCGAAACGAUUUCCCUAUUGGUCUGUCUCAAGUUACGAUAUCCAUCCCGAGUUCAUCUGAUCCGAGGAAACCACGAAUCCCGGGGAGUUACACAAUCUUACGGGUUUUAUACAGAGUGUGCGAGAAAAUAUGGCAAUGCCAAUGUAUGGCAUUAUUUUACCGACAUGUUCGACUUUCUUACUUUGAGUGUCGUCAUCAAUGAUCAAAUCUUCUGUGUUCACGGUGGAUUAUCGCCCUCCAUUCAUUCCAUAGAUCAGAUCAAAAUCAUCGACCGGUUCCGGGAGAUACCCCACGAAGGACCCAUGGCAGAUCUGGUCUGGUCAGAUCCGGAUAUCGAACACGACGAAUUCUCUUUGUCGCCCCGCGGUGCUGGAUAUACAUUUGGCGCGCAAGUUGUGCGCAAAUUUCUCGAAGUCAAUAGCAUGUCACACAUUCUGCGAGCCCACCAAUUGUGUCAAGAAGGAUAUCAGGUUUUAUAUGAUGAUCGACUGAGUACGGUGUGGAGCGCGCCAAACUACUGCUAUCGAUGUGGAAAUCUAGCGAGUGUCUUGGAAGUGAGCGACUCCGGCGAGAGGUUUUUCAAUAUAUUCGGAGCAGCACCUGAGAACGACGAGCAUCGGAAUGAGCAGCAAACACAACCGAACAAAGACAGCCAGAAUCCGGUCAUUGAAUACUUCUUGUGAUGUUGAUAAUUGAUAUGAUAUGAUACCCUUGAUUAUGCAGAUAUUUGGAGUUUUUUUUCCCCGGUUCUUCAUCUUUGAUAUUGGUUGUUUGUCGACGUGACACGACACGUGUAUAAUGGGAUCUCAUAUUGAUGAGUAUGAUUAGAGCCUAAUAGAUAUGGAAA